This is a messenger RNA of Setaria italica (foxtail millet), 1245 nucleotides long. Its product is annotated as probable calcium-binding protein CML21. The record is from RefSeq and is a predicted model, not a curated record. The coding region runs from base 261 to 935 and encodes 224 amino acids. The transcript is spliced from 5 exons. Gene Ontology annotation, molecular function: calcium ion binding. Lineage: Eukaryota; Viridiplantae; Streptophyta; Magnoliopsida; Poales; Poaceae.
CACAAAAGCUUCCCCUCUCUUUCUCCGUUUCUCUUGCUGCUUAGCUCAUCAGCCGCUCAGGCCGGCCGGCUCGAAUAAUCCUUCCCUCCUCCAUAGGACCAAAGCUCCCACCUUUCCCCUCGAUUCCGAACGCCCGCUGGAUUCCGCGCAGGAACCACAUCGCUGAUCCCGCUCGUCCAGAUUUCAGCUGCUCCGUGCGCAGCCGAUUGGGGACUUCUUUCACUGAAAAUUCUUUUGGGGUCAUUAUCUGAACUACUAGCAUGGGGGCUGUACUUGGACGCCAGGACACCCAAAAGCGGAGUUUCCAUGGUUCAAAGCUGGAGGCAAAGAUGGUGGAUGCCAUGCAGCAGAGAGCGUCACAUGGAACUUCACUGAAAUCGUUCGAUGGUAUUGUCAUGAAGUUUCCCAGAAUCGAUGAGAGUUUUAGAAAAUGCAAGACUAUCUUCGAGCAAUUUGAUGAAGAUUCCAAUGGUGAAAUAGAUAAAGAAGAACUGAAGCAUUGUUUUCAAAAGCUGGAAAUCUCAUUCACAGAGGAGGAGAUAUCUGACCUCUUUGAAGCUUGUGAUAUAAAUGAAGAUAUGGGCAUGAAGUUCAAUGAGUUCAUUGUCUUUCUGUGCCUUGUUUAUCUUCUCAAUGAACCAGCUGUCUCAGAAGCAAAGAUAAAGAUGGGACUAGGAAAUCUUGAGGCAACUUUUGAGACCUUGGUUGAUGCAUUUGUCUUCCUGGAUAAGAACAAAGAUGGGUACGUGAGCAAGGAUGAGAUGAUCCAAGCAAUAACUGAGACCACAACAGGAGAGCGCUCAUCUGGACGUAUAGCCAUGAAAAGAUUUGAGGAAAUGGAUUGGGACAAGAAUGGCAUGGUGACCUUCAAGGAAUUUCUGUUUGCAUUCACUCGCUGGGUAGGGAUUGAUGAAAAUGAGGACGACGAUGAAUGAGGAUUGCAAAGGGUGGUAAUUCGUCAAGUGUUAGGACCAGAUCAGCCCUAAAGAGGCUGGAAAUGAAUGACAGAUAAAAGUAGUUGAUGUCCAUUGGUUGCUUGUUGAUCAUGGUGGUCAUGUUAUUGUUAAUAGAAUGUCUCAUCAUAUUCCUAGUAGGAUGGUUCGCAUGUCUGAGCACCGAUAUCAAUGGUACAGUUGCUAUCUGUUCCUUAUUACAGUUUACAGGUACUAGUAGGUAAAAGAAAAAGAAAACUCUUAUGUCAGUCUCUUGUUUACAGAACUUAAUGCAGGAAACUGAAUUGUUCUA